Cuscuta epithymum is the source of this 2148-nucleotide messenger RNA. The record is from the annotation of a GenBank genome assembly. Lineage: Eukaryota; Viridiplantae; Streptophyta; Magnoliopsida; Solanales; Convolvulaceae.
AAACUACUCAGACAUAAUUUCUCUCUCAUCCUCAUCUAUCUUUCUAACUGGUUUUUAUUUUUACGCACUACUGUUCUCCUUCCAUUUCCUAUUUCCCAUCGGAAAACCCUAGUUUUAACUUGUAGCAUCCUCCAUUCCAAGUAUGUUGAUGGAUAGAGAUCAGGAGGUAUUUCAUCACCUUAUUCGAUUCUCGUUAAUUACUUGAAACUAUCGCUUAAGUAUUUCGACUGUUUCAUCCGCACCAAGGAUUGUUUUGCUCACAUGCUGUUAGCUCAAUUGGAUUUCAAAUAAAUCAAGCCCUUCCUUUUCCUGACUGCCUUGAAUUGCUUUGUUUCAUCGGUUACUUUGAUCUUUGCAAGGUCCAUAUACCAAAACGCAUGUUGUCUUCACGUUGCUCUUUAUUGUCACUGUUGAUCGUAAGGAUUUAUGAAUCAGAUUUCGGAUUUGGGCUACCCUUUGAUCAUAUUCAAAACUCCCAAGUAAAACUGUUCGUGCUGCUUUCUUAAAGUUUUUCUUUUGCAGGCAGGACUUUUGUUUUAGAUUGUUGAUAGUGUAAUGCAGAGAUAAUGGAAGCUAAUGGUUGUGAUGAUAAUAACUUGGAUACCGAUGUGCUUCUGCCGCCAAGGAAGAGACUUCUAGCCGGAUUGAAGAAACAGAACUGUGAUAUCAAUCUACACUCCCCAUCCUCAUCAUAUGACAUGGGCAAUAAUGUUACUGGUAUUGAAUUUGUCACCCGUCUAAAUAAAUUGUUGAGAUCUCAUUUGAGUAACAACAGUCUCUCAAAUGAAGAGAUCAUUGAGGCCUCAAGAGUUGAUGCCGCUGAAGCAGCUAAGGCUGCAAGAAAUGCCAAAGCUUUUGCUGAAGAGAAAGCUGCAAAGGCAGCAAAAGCAAUAAUGGCCGCUAAGGCUGCUUUAGAAUUAGUCUCCAAUAGUGAUGAAGAAGCCGCUAGUAGAAAUAGUCAGUCAAAGAAGAACAAGAUGAAGAAGCAUGUUGCAGUUCAUACAUUGUACAAUAAGAAUAAAGCGGCUGGAAGUUGUAUGUCGGAUGAAGAACUGGCUAAGAAGUUGCAUAGGGCCAUAAACAGUUCCUCCAGAACUCGCAAGCAACACAAGAGGCUCAAAACUUUGCCACUCUGUGAAACAUCUAAGGUUUCUUCUACUUCUAUUGAAAGAAUAAUUCAAGCUGAUAGAUCAAAGAUGGAAAAUGGAGAAGGGUUACAAGUUAGUAAGUCGAACUUCAUUGUGGUGGAAAGUGGGAAAGAAGUGGCAAAUGACUUAAAGAAAGUAGAUGAAGAAUAUGUGCACAAUUUUGGUAGUGUUGGGAAAAAGAAAGGAAGGUUUAAACAGAAAAAGUUACCCCUUAGCAUUUGUAAUUUUAGAGAUCAAGCAAGCCCCCAAGAAAAAGUGAAAUCUAAAACUUCAUGUCCAAUUAGAGAGAAUGUGAUCAUGGCCACUUCUACAGCGACUAACAAUAAAUCCUUAUUUCCUGUUGAGAGAACGCCGACGUGGAAAUGCCAAGCAUUCAAGGAACCUACUACUUGCCUCAACCAAAAUAAUCCCAUGCACUCAUAGUAUUUAGGUUUCUAUUUCAAGAGGACCGCCUACCAAGGUGUAGUUUGAUGUCAGAGGUAAGCUCAUUUACUAAUGCAUCUUUUUUGGUGCUUGCUUACUUGGAAGUUGUACAUUUUAAGUUCGUCCGCCUCUUUACCUGGUACAGAGAAAAGCAAAAAUACUAGUUGAAUAAAUAAUCAAAUGAGCUUUUGUUGUAAUAAAUGUUUGGCAGGGCUCUAAUUAGCGUGUGUGGAUUGCUAUUGUUGGGAACUUCUUGUCUUUGCCCGAGGACGUUCCAAGUCAUGGUCAGCAGUUUCUGAAGUGUAAUUUUGGUCACCAUCUACACCAGCAGUAGUUUUUAUAAUGUAUAAGAGACAAUUGGCAUUAGUUUUUAUAAUGUAUAAGAGACAAUUGGCAUUUGUGGCUGUUUAUAUAUUUGAUAUAGCUCUGUAAAGAAUCAUUAUAUCAUUUUUUCUGACCACCUUGUUUAGUUAUGUUAUACUGAUGAUAUUUUCGUGAAACACUUGAGAACUUGAGGCUACUUGCUCCUAUGGAUUCGGAUUUUUUUUUCACAUUUUGUAUUUCAUUUCCUUGUUUG